AUGGAAAAGUUCACCACCUCAUUCCCUCCCCCACUGAAGUUGGGAAAUGCCAUCGAUGACUGGAAAUUCGAAGACCUUACGAGGGCUAUUGGGAGAGUCUACCCCGAGGUCGAUCUGGCUGAGGUCCUCGCCUCUCCCAAAGCAGACAUUAUACUACGCGAUCUUGCUAUCACCAUCGCACAACGUGGUGUGAUCGUUUUCAAAAACCAGAAGAACCUCACCCAUGAGCAGCAAAAGUACUUCACAAACCGUCUUGGCCAGCUCACCGGCAAGCCUGAGGAAUCGGGUGUCCACAUCCAUCCCAUCAACCACACCACUACCAAAGAGGGCGAUGUUGACAAGGAGAUCUCAACUAUCGCUCGAAACCCCGCCAACAUGCUGUCCAAGCAGACUGGUGUCGUGGCAUCGGGGGGAAAGGCGCUCAAGAAGCAGAGUGUUGCUGAUGGCUGGCACUCUGACAUUGCAUUUGAGCGUGUCGCAUCGGAUUAUACCACCCUCAAGAUGGGUGUCCGCCCUAGUACCGGAGGAGACACAGUGUUUGCAAGUGGGUAUGAGAUGUACGACCGCCUCUCGCCCCCUUUCCGUGCCUGGCUGGAGACCUUGACUGGCCGCUUUUCGCCUGUUGGUUACGAGCCCGACCCGGCAGUUGCCCACAAGUACAGCUUCCCGCGAGGACACCCAACGAACAUUGAUCAGUCGUUGACGGCAGAGCAUCCCAUGAUCCGCACGAACCCCGUUACGGGAUGGAAAUGCGUCUUCGGUGUUGGGCACCAUCUCCAAGAGGUCUAUGGGCUUGCACCAGCUGAGAGCAAGUGGAUCGAGAACUUCCUCGAGGAUAUGAUCACCAAAAACCACGACCUCCAGUGCCGAGUCAAGUGGGAUGUUAAUGAUCUGGCUGUGUUCGACAACCGCUCUCUGUCGCACACCGCAACAUAUGACUACGAUGAGCCUCGCGUCUGCUACCGGGUGGUGGCUGUUGGUGAGGCGCCGGCCUUGGACCCCAAGUCUGUCUCCCGCAGCGACGCUCUUGGCCUUUGA
Molecule: messenger RNA, 1038 nt
Organism: Diaporthe amygdali
Lineage: Eukaryota; Fungi; Ascomycota; Sordariomycetes; Diaporthales; Diaporthaceae
Exons: 2
Coding region: 1-1038 (345 amino acids)
Cellular component (GO): cytoplasm
Molecular function (GO): 2-oxoglutarate-dependent dioxygenase activity
Source: RefSeq, a predicted model, not a curated record